GAUCCGAUCAAGGAAGACGAGCCGAACAAAUGGCGACAGUGUUAUAAACUCUCCUGCUCCGAUUUCGUCCGCAUUCGAUUCAGAAGAAAGCGAUUGGGUAAAAACUAAAAGAAAUCCACAUCGAUUGCGUAAACCAAGAUGCUUCUUACCUAAAUGAUACUUGAACGAAUUUCUCCCCCAUUGUGCAUUUGCUCUGCUUCCAAUGGCGAAGAUGCUUCAGCGAUCAAUCCCCAGGGCUGAGCGUUUCCUGUUCCAUCGCUCUGGAUCAACACUUUCGCAACAAAUCGAAGAAAAUGAAUCCGUUGCGCCAAAAAUGCCUCCGUUCGAUUACACUCCUCCGCCGUACUCCGGUCCUUCGGCCGAGGAAAUCCUCCGCAAGCGCCGCGAGUUUCUCAGCCCUGCCGUGUUCCAUUUCUUCGAUAAGCCGUUGAAUUUGGUGGAUGGGAAGAUGCAGUAUUUGUUUGAUGAGAAGGGGAAGAGAUAUUUGGAUGCCUUUGGCGGGAUUGCCACCGUUUGUUGCGGCCAUUGCCACCCUGAUGUGGUAGAUGCCAUUGUUGGUCAGACUAAACGUUUGCAGCAUUCCACCAUUCUGUAUUUGAACGCUGCUAUUGCUGACUUUGCAGAAGCUCUUGCAGCUAAAUUCCCUGGUGAUCUCAAGGUUGUUUACUUCACGAAUUCUGGGACAGAAGCAAAUGAACUGGCUCUGCUGAUGGCGAGGUUGUACACAGGUUGCCACGAUGUUGUUUCAAUCAGGAACGGGUAUCAUGGUAAUGCUGCCGGGACUAUGGGUGCUACCGCUCAAGGCAGCUACAAAUUCAAUGUUGUUCAGACUGGUGUCCACCACGCACUGAAUCCCGAUCAAUACAGAGGCACCUUUGGCUCAGAUGGACCCAAGUACGCAAAAGAUGUUGACGAUAUAAUCAUGUAUGGAACAUCUGGCCGUGUUGCAGCAUUUAUUGCUGAAGCUAUACAGGGGGUUGGCGGGAUUAUGGAAUUGGCCCCGGGAUAUUUGCCAGCAGUCUACAACACCAUCAGAAAAGCAGGUGGCCUUUGCAUUGCUGAUGAAGUCCAGUCGGGAUUUGCUCGGACAGGGAGCCAUUUCUGGGGAUUUGAGGCUCAUGGUGUUGUCCCGGACAUCGUAACCAUGGCCAAGGGCAUCGGAAAUGGAGUGCCUUUGGGGGCAGUGGUCACCACUCCUGAAAUCGCGAAGGUGUUGGCCUACCGGAGCUACUUCAAUACCUUUGGCGGCAAUCCGAUGUGCACUGCUGCAGGGCUCGCCGUUCUUAAAGUGAUCGAGAAAGAAAAUCUUCAGCAGAAUGCAUCGACUGUUGGCUCCUACCUUAAGCAACGCCUUGAUUCUCUCAAGAACAAAUAUGAAAUUAUCGGUGAUGUGAGGGGAAGAGGUCUGAUGCUUGGAGUCGAACUUGUGACAGACCGGCAAUUGAAAACUCCGGCGAAGGUCGAGACCGUGCACAUCCUUGACCAAAUGAAAGAUAUGGGAGUCCUCGUCGGAAAGGGUGGUUUCUAUGGCAAUGUAUUUCGAAUCACUCCUCCCCUUUGCUUCACGACGGAAGAUGCAGAUUAUCUUGUGGAUGUGAUGGACUACACACUGUCGAAGAUGUAGGGAAGAACCGGCUAACGAGAAUAACCGUCGCCGCCGUGGCGCCGCCGCCAACGACGGCGACUUGUUGGAAACGAUCCUUGUAUAAUUUGUUCUGAUGUAACUAUAUGUGUGAACACAGACAGAACAGUCUAAAUGUUUAUUUAAUAAUAGUCAUAAUAAAAUAUUUAUUUUUAUUUGUGAAUAA
Messenger RNA from Andrographis paniculata, 1808 nucleotides. RefSeq names its product alanine--glyoxylate aminotransferase 2 homolog 3, mitochondrial-like. Gene Ontology annotation, molecular function: transaminase activity; pyridoxal phosphate binding. The coding region runs from base 203 to 1624 and encodes 473 amino acids. The transcript is spliced from 10 exons. Gene Ontology annotation, cellular component: mitochondrion. The record is from RefSeq and is a predicted model, not a curated record. Lineage: Eukaryota; Viridiplantae; Streptophyta; Magnoliopsida; Lamiales; Acanthaceae.